AGCCCCCGGCAUUUUUGUUGUGAAUAACAUAUAACCCGCUUGCCAUUCACUCACCCAGGUCUUGUAUUAUUCAGUCGUUGUUUAACCAUUGACGAUGGUCCACGUAUCGAAAUUAUACUCUUGAAAAUCAUACUCAUUUAAAUACGCUAAAUAAUAAAUUAUUCUAUUUAUUAUUAUCAUUUUUUUUCUUAGUGACAUGUGUAUUUUAAUUUUAAUAAUAAUAUAUAUAAAUUAUUAAUUUUUAUUUAACAUAAUUGUGCCAAAGUUUAUAUUUAAAUUUGACCUUGAAAUGUCUCUUGAAUUUAUUAGAUACUCGUAAAUUAAUUUUUUUAAAUUGAUUUUUAUUCUUGAUGAUAAUUAUUUACACAAAUUUUUUAUUUAUAUUUUUUAUUUAGCAUGUGAUAAAUUCAAAUUGAAUCUUUUUUUUUUUUUGUUUUAAAGCAGAUUAAUCCAAUAUAAUUCGUGAAAAAAUAAUACGUGGAUUAUACAACACGUGUGAUACGUUCAAUGCACUCAAGACAAUGCAAUAUUAUUUGCAAAAAAAAUUAAUUUAAAAAAAAAAAAAAAAUCUAUUUUAAAAUAUGGAUAUAUUAAUAUGUGGUAAUAAUUUUUUUAUAAAUUGAUAUAAUGUGAAGUGAUUUUGGUAUUGCAUAAAUAUUGUGAUAAAUUGAUUAUGGGUUCAUCGUGCUUGUGACAUUUUACAUAUGACAUCAAAUACUUGUAAUUUUUAUUUAUCAUCUGGUGAUGAAGAUGAAUCACGCCAAGUCAUCACAAAUGGUGACAAUGCUGAUUUAUCUCAUACACCAGAUGUUGAUUUUUGGAAAGAUAAAACAAUGGUUGGAUCAUCGAUGUUUGGUGACGAGGAUAUGGAGUGUACAAUAGCCAAAGGACCACAAGAUUUUAAUUCAACAUUAUCAAUAACAACUGCCUCACAAGUAGUUAAAGUUUUAUUGGUAUUUCCUCGUGAUGAUCAUCAAUUAGAAGCACUUGGUACUGUCUCAACAAAGCUAGGCUGGAGUGUCUCAAUAGCAAAAAAUGCCGAAACAGCUGCUGAAAUAUUUCAAAAUCGAUCACACGAUUUAGUGAUAAUUGAUCGACGAGGGCAUCGAGCCACUGAUGGUGAUACAACAUGCCGUGCGAUAAAAGCAACAAAUUGUCAUCACAGCAGUGUCAUAUUAGCUUUAGUAAAAAAAUCUUUCUUCACGGUAGUUGAUAAGGAUGAGAUAGUGACACUGGAUUUACUCAACACCGGAUAUAGCAGAGCAAUGACAGAGUGUACACACGAGUCUAUACUUAGCAAUCAAUUAAUUGGUAUUUAUGCAAGUGAAAUACAACCAAGAAUGCAAUUUGCAUCAGCUCAUGCACUUUAUGUUGCUGUUGAUAGAUGCAGAGAUAUGGUACAUGUAACUGAUGAUCAACACAUUGUCAGGUUUGUCAACAAGGCGAGUGAAAGAUUACUUGGUUAUAAAUACGAAGAAAUGCUUGGUAGAAAUUUAUCUGAAAUAAUAACAUGUGAAAAUUUUACACUGAUGGAUCAACAGCUACAAAGAGGCAGAGAAUUUGAGGGUAAUAUGAAUUGUCGAAGAAAAUUUAAUGACACAAUAACAAUUAAUUGUCGAAUAAUUCCAUUUUGUGCAACUGGAAAAAAACCAUCGCAUUAUGUUUAUGUUCAUGAUACAAUGUAUUUACUUGAAAAUAUGGGAGUUGCAGCAGUAACACUUGGUGGUCAACAUCCAAGAGGAAGUUUGCAUUCAUUACGUCGAGGUUCUUUUGAUGUUAAAUCAAUUGGCAGCGAUAUUGGAACUCAAAGACGAUCAAGUUUACAAAAACUUAAUAAUAUGCCCCUUGAAGCACCAAUAACUAAAGUCUUGACUCUAUUGACAAAUGCUAUGAAUGAAAUUGCUCCAACAAAUUCAGAGCUUGCAAUGCAAAUUGAUAAGGCAAUUGAAACAUUAAAAACGACUGAACUUUAUCGGCCUUAUUUGAAGGAAGAUACAAAAAUUUAUAACGAUCCAAUAUCAUCAGAUUUACUUGGUGCUUUGUUAUCAAACAAUAGCCAUUAUAUACGUGAUUCAAGACGUUCAUCAAAUGAUUCAACACGUAGUACACAUGCAAGAAUAUGUCUACCAAUGAGUAUGCGAAUUCAAUUAAAAAAUCCACAAAUUCCAAAAGAAAUUGAAGAAUUACUUGACCACAAUCUUGAUUGGGAUUUUGAUAUAUUUAGCCUUGAAGUUUUAACAGAUAGAAAACCACUGGUAUACUUGGGCAUGAAUUUAAUGUGUCGAUUUAAUGUACCAGCACGUUUAAAUUGUGAUGAAAAAACAUUACUAAAUUGGUUAACUGUGAUAGAGUAUAAUUAUCAUUUAGAAAAUAGUUAUCAUAAUUCAACACAUGCUGCUGAUGUUUUACAAGCAACAGCAAGAUUUAUGCAAUCAGAUAGAUUACAAAUGAUACUUGAACCAAUGGAUGAAGUUGCUGUAUUAAUUGCUGCUGGUGCUCAUGAUAUUGAUCAUCCUGGUAGAUCAAGUCAAUUUUUAUCAAAUUCUGAUAAUAAACUUGCUGUAUUGUACAAUGAUUUAUCAGUUUUAGAAUCACAUCAUGCUGCACUUACAUUUAAAUUAACUCUUGCUGAUGAAAAUGUCAAUAUUUUCAAGAAUUUAGAUCGUGAAACGUAUAAACUUGUCAGACAAAAUGUCGUUGACAUGAUUUUGGCAACUGAAAUGACUAAACAUUUCGAACAUUUGGCUAAAUUUGUAAAUGUUUGUAGUAGUCGAUGUGGUGAUGAGUUUUAUCCAGAGGGACCAGAUAUGGCAACUUUGCUAUUACCUGAAAAUGUAAAACUUGUUAAAAUAAUGAUGAUUAAAUGUGCUGAUGUAUCAAAUCCAACAAGACCACUUAGAUGUUGUAUUGAAUGGGCAAAAAGAAUUGCCGAAGAGUAUUUUAACCAGACUGAUGAAGAAAAAAAAAGUAGAAUGCCAGUUGUGAUGCCAAUGUUUGAUAGAAACACAUGCUCCAUUCCCAAGUCUCAAAUUGGAUUUGUUGAUUUCAUAAUAAAUGAUAUGAUCGAAGCAUGGGACGCUUUUAUAGAUAUGCCUGAGAUGAUAUCAUACAUGAGACAAAAUUACGACAAAUGGAAAGAAUAUCAUGAAAAAGGUAUUUCAACUUUGAGCGACAUUGAACGACUUCAAACAUCAUCAGAAUUAAAAAUUCCCAAUUUAAUUAAUUCACGGUGAUAAUUUAUUUUUACAUAUUUCAUAUUAUAAUAUAACUGUUUAUUAAAUUUAACUAUGAUAUAAUAAAUAUUUAAUAAAAAAUAAUAAAUUUUUCUUGUAAAUUAUUAAUAGAAAUAUGAGCAUUAUUAUUUAAUUUCUUUUUUAGUUUAAAUAUUAUUAGCCAAUUCGUCGAGCAGGGAAGAGAAAAAGGAUUAAAUAAUUACAAAUAAUAAUUAAUAUUUUAUUUAAUUAGCAUUUUUAUUGUUUCUGAUUAAAUUUGUCUGAUUUCUAUUACAAAUUGAUUGGAUAUUAUUACAGGUUUAAACGUGAAAUUACAUUCACAUUGAUGUCCAAUACCCAUCGAUACAUAUCAAUUGAUUAAUACCAUACAAAUCAAUAUUACAAAUUUUAUAUUUUUAUAAAAAGUUUCAUCAGUUGUCGCAUACUUAUUGAUUUUUAUUUUCAGUGAUCAUAUAACAUUGCUUCGUUUAUUUACUUUUUUUUCAGAAUUAUUAUUUGAUGACAACUAUAUUUUAUCAAUCUUAUUAAAUAAUAUUUUUCCAUUCCUGAGAAAGAUUAUAAUAAAAACACUUUUACCAAGUUACAAAGGAUGACAUAUUUGACAGAGAUAAAUUACAUUUAAAUACAAUGUAAUUUAAUAUAUUAAGAGUAUAAUAAUUAUAAGUAUUAGAUGUCACAUUUAUCAUAACGACAAAUGUAAUUAUUAGUUUUUAUAAAUAAGUAAGUUCAAUAGUCGUUUUAUCCAGUUCAUUUGCAAGGUCGUCACGAUAAUCAAUUUUUUUUUUUUUCUAAUUGAUUUAUCGUAUUUUAAUUGUACUCGUCAUAAUUACAUUAAACAUUUCGAGUAAUUUUUUUUUUAUUUUUCUUCAUUUUACUUUUUUUUUUACGCAUAUUCUUUUUAAUUUUUUUUUGAUGAUUUUAUUUUCUUAUUAAAGAGAUGUUUAGUUUCUUUAAAUAAUACCUUAAUUACCAUGUAUAUUUUAAUGCAAAAUUAGUACGUCAAGAUGUAAACUUUUUUUUUUAAUUAUUAUUGCUAUAAAUAUUCUUAAAAUGAUUUCGUUUAUUCCAGAUAUUAACCGACGAUUCAUCUAUCAAUAAUAACUGAUAUUAAAAAUUGAAUUUAAAAA
Aphidius gifuensis is the source of this 4360-nucleotide messenger RNA. It is a transcript of the gene Pde8, whose product is annotated as high affinity cAMP-specific and IBMX-insensitive 3',5'-cyclic phosphodiesterase 8. Gene Ontology annotation, molecular function: 3',5'-cyclic-nucleotide phosphodiesterase activity. Gene Ontology annotation, biological process: positive regulation of ERK1 and ERK2 cascade; signal transduction. Lineage: Eukaryota; Metazoa; Arthropoda; Insecta; Hymenoptera; Braconidae. The transcript is spliced from 17 exons. Bases 705 to 3233 code for a protein of 842 amino acids. The record is from RefSeq and is a predicted model, not a curated record.